This is a messenger RNA of Cladocopium goreaui, 375 nucleotides long. NCBI's taxonomy places the organism in Eukaryota, Dinophyceae, Suessiales, Symbiodiniaceae. The record is from the annotation of a GenBank genome assembly.
AUGUCACUUCCAGAUCUCUGCAGGAAAGUGUGGGACUACAAGGCGGGAGCUGGUCGAAUUGGCAUUUGCUUUGGUGGCUCCAGCAUCAUUAAACUCAACGAGGACUGUGACCAAGGCGGAAAGGUUGGCUCCAGCAUCAAUAGACUCAACGAGGACUGUGACCAAGGUGGAAAGGUUUGGGAGAAGACGAUCUCAAUGACACUGCCUGAGGAGGGAGACAAGUACUAUGAUUUUGGUGGCGGCGACGCAAAUGAUAAGCAAUGGAUCACACCUGAGCUUGUGGCACAGCUUGAUGGCCACAUGGACACAGUGAAGGCUUCAACAUACCAAGGCAUCUUCUAUGACAUCGAGACCUUCAUGUGGCUGCUGUACUGA